AUGAGAAGUGACUGUAUAGUUCCCUUAAGGAAAAACACCUUCAGCCUGACGGUCUUCUCUGAGAGAGCUUUCCCAUGUCUGGAACACACGUGGAGCUGCUGUUUACCUUCACCAAUAACCUAAAGACAUGGCCAACGGACAGUCAGGUGUGUCAACACCAUCCCUCAGCUGUGUAGACCUGCUUUCCAUGCUGUCUGCUAUACAGUCAGGUGUGUCAACACCAUCCCUCAGCUGUGUAGACCUGCUUUCCAUGCUGUCUGCUAUACAGUCUUUUUCUGUCAUGCUGUUUGGUUGCUUUUUGUGUUGUUGCUUUCUGUCUGUCUGUGUUACUGGUCAUAUGUUGGUCUGUCUGUGUUACUGGUUAUAUGUUGCUCUGUCUGUGUUACUGGUUAUAUGUUGCGCUGUCUGUGUUACUGGUUAUAUGUUGCUCUGUCUGUGUCUCUGUCUGUCUGUGUUACUGGUCAUAUGUUGGUCUGUCUGUGUUACUGGUCAUAUGUUGGUCUGUCUGUGUUACUGGUCAUAUGUUGGUCUGUCUGUGUUACUGGUCAUAUGUUGCUCUGUCUGUGUUACUGGUCAUAUGUUGCUCUGUCUGUGUUACUGGUUAUAUGUUGCUCUGUCUGUGUCUCUGUCUGUCUGUGUUACUGGUUAUAUGUUGCUCUGUCUGUGUUACUGGUUAUAUGUUGCUCUGUCUGUGUCUCUGUCUGUCUGUGUUACUGGUUAUAUGUUGCUCUGUCUGUGUUACUGGUCAUAUGUUGCUCUGUCUGAGUUACUGGUCAUAUGUUGCUCUGUCUGAGUUACUGGUCAUAUGUUGCUCUGUCUGUGUUACUGGUCAUAUGUUGCUCUGUCUGUUACUGGUUAUAUGUUGCUCUGUCUGUUACUGGUUAUAUGUUGCUCUGUCUGUUACUGGUCAUAUGUUGCUCUGUCUGUUACUGGUCAUAUGUUGCUCUGUCUGUUACUGGUUAUAUGUUGCUCUGUCUGUGUUACUGGUUAUAUGUUGCUCUGUCUGUGUUACUGGUUAUAUGUUGCUCUGUCUGUUACUGGUUAUAUGUUGCUCUGUCUGUGUCUCUGUCUGUCUGUGUUACUGGUUAUAUGUUGCUCUGUCUGUGUUACUGGUCAUAUGUUGCUCUGUCUGAGUUACUGGUCAUAUGUUGCUCUGUCUGAGUUACUGGUCAUAUGUUGCUCUGUCUGUGUUACUGGUCAUAUGUUGCUCUGUCUGUUACUGGUUAUAUGUUGCUCUGUCUGUUACUGGUUAUAUGUUGCUCUGUCUGUUACUGGUCAUAUGUUGCUCUGUCUGUUACUGGUCAUAUGUUGCUCUGUCUGUUACUGGUUAUAUGUUGCUCUGUCUGUGUUACUGGUUAUAUGUUGCUCUGUCUGUGUUACUGGUUAUAUGUUGCUCUGUCUGUUACUGGUUAUAUGUUGCUCUGUCUGUGUCUCUGUCUGUCUGUGUUACUGGUUAUAUGUUGCUCUGUCUGUGUUACUGGUUAUAUGUUGCUCUGUCUGUGUUACUGGUUAUAUGUUGCUCUGUCUGUGUUACUGGUUAUAUGUUGCUCUGUCUGUGUCUCUGUCUGUCUGUGUUACUGGUCAUAUGUUGGUCUGUCUGUGUUACUGGUCAUAUGUUGGUCUGUCUGUGUUACUGGUCAUAUGUUGGUCUGUCUGUGUUACUGGUCAUAUGUUGCUCUGUCUGUGUUACUGGUCAUAUGUUGCUCUGUCUGUGUUACUGGUUAUAUGUUGCUCUGUCUGUGUCUCUGUCUGUCUGUGUUACUGGUUAUAUGUUGCUCUGUCUGUGUUACUGGUUAUAUGUUGCUCUGUCUGUGUCUCUGUCUGUCUGUGUUACUGGUUAUAUGUUGCUCUGUCUGUGUUACUGGUCAUAUGUUGCUCUGUCUGAGUUACUGGUCAUAUGUUGCUCUGUCUGUGUUACUGGUCAUAUGUUGCUCUGUCUGUUACUGGUUAUAUGUUGCUCUGUCUGUGUUACUGGUUAUAUGUUGCUCUGUCUGCGUUACUGGUUAUAUGUUGCUCUGUCUGUUACUGGUUAUAUGUUGCUCUGUCUGUGUCUCUGUCUGUCUGUGUUACUGGUUAUAUGUUGCUCUGUCUGUGUUACUGGUUAUAUGUUGCUCUGUCUGUGUUACUGGUUAUAUGUUGCUCUGUCUGUGUUACUGGUCAUAUGUUGCUCUGUCUGUGUUACUGGUUAUAUGUUGCUCUGUCUGUGUUACUGGUUAUAUGUUGCUCUGUCUGUGUUACUGGUCAUAUGUUGCUCUGUCUGUGUUACUGGUUAUAUGUUGCUCUGUCUGUGUCUCUGUCUGUCUGUGUUACUGGUCAUAUGUUGCUCUGUCUGUGUCUCUGUCUGUCUGUGUUACUGGUUAUAUGUUGUUCUGUCUGUGCUUAUUGUCUGUCUGUGUUACUGGUCAUAUGUUGCGCUGCUUAUUGUCUGUCUGUCUGUGUUACUGGUUAUAUGUUGCUCUGUCUGUGCUUAUUGUCUGUCUGUGUUACUGGUUAUAUGUUGCGCUGCUUAUUGUCUGUCUGUGUUACUGGUUAUAUGUUGCUCUGUCUGUGAUUAUUGUCUGUCUGUGUUACUGGUUAUAUGUUGCUCUGUCUGUGCUUAUUGUCUGUCUGUGUUACUGGUCAUAUGUUGCUCUGUCUGUGUUACUGGUCAUAUGUUGCGCUGCUUAUUGUCUGUCUGUGUUGUUAUUGGAUUUGUUUUUCCCAGGUACUCUGGUCGAAAAUGAUCCAGCUGGCUAAAACCAUCACCUUUACAGAAAUGUUGAUAAAUGUGUACUGUUCCUGUAAAAAAAUAAAACUUAAGAAUAAUAAUUAAAAAGAUUGGGUAAUGUAUAGAAUAUCAAGGUCCAGAGUGUAUAACUGGGUAAUGUACAUGUUGAGGCCCAGAGUGUAUAACUGGGUAAUGUACAUGUUGAGGUCCAGAGUGUAUAACUGGGUAAUGUACAUGUUGAGGUCCAGAGUGUAUAACUGGGUAAUGUACAUGUUGAGGCCCAGAGUGUAUAACUGGGUAAUGUACAUGUUGAGGCCCAGAGUGUAUAACUGGGUAAUGUACAUGUUGAGGCCCAGAGUGUAUAACUGGGUAAUGUACAUGUUGAGGUCCAGAGUGUAUAACUGGGUAAUGUACAUGUUGAGGCCCAGAGUGUAUAACUGGGUAAUGUACAUGUUGAGGCCCAGAGUGUAUAACUGGGUAAUGUACAUGUUGAGGUCCAGAGUGUAUAACUGGGUAAUGUACAUGUUGAGGUGUUAGCAUCUUUCACAUUUCACAGGUGUUAGCAUCUGUCACAUUUCACAGGUGUUAGCAUCUGUCACAUUUCACAGGUGUUAGCAUCUGUCACAUUUCACAGGUGUUAGCAUCUUUCACAUUUCACAGGUGUUAGCAUCUGUCACAUUUCACAGGUGUUAGCAUCUGUCACAUUUCACAGGUGUUAGCAUCUUUCACAUUUCACAGGUGUUAGCAUCUGUCACAUUUCACAGGUGUUAGCAUCUGUCACAUUUCACAGGUGUUAGCAUCUGUCACAUUUCACAGGUGUUAGCAUCUUUCACAUUUCACAGGUGUUAGCAUCUGUCACAUUUCACAGGUGUUAGCAUCUGUCACAUUUCACAGGUGUUAGCAUCUGUCACAUUUCACAGGUGUUAGCAUCUGUCACAUUUCACAGGUGUUAGCAUCUGUCACAUUUCCCAAGAGGAGGGGACAUUUGGUCCAUAUUCUUGCCUGUAACUUGGAAAGAGAGGGUGGAGCUUUUCGUUCCGGUUCAUUCUAUCUCUUCUCUUAAAGCCCAUGCAGUUGUUGAAAGUGUAUUUUUAAAUCAUCAUCAUUGUACGGCUAAUAAAUCACUGUUUAUUUCAUGAAAAUAA
Molecule: messenger RNA, 3852 nt
Organism: Oncorhynchus keta (chum salmon)
Lineage: Eukaryota; Metazoa; Chordata; Actinopteri; Salmoniformes; Salmonidae
Exons: 7
Coding region: 1146-2723 (525 amino acids)
Source: RefSeq, a predicted model, not a curated record